AUGAGCAGCACCAUGGCGGAGGGGCCGCAGAGCAUCAAGUCGCGCAUCGCUGCGCUGAACUUGGAGGACGUUCACGCCCCUGCGCCCGACACCAAGCCUACCUACACCUACGAAUCUAUUACCGCGACCAAGAAGAAGCCUCCUCCGCCUCCACCCACCUCGCGCCCGCCCGCCUACCAGCGCCAGCAGACGGUCAACAAUCCGCCCAUUCUUAGCAAUGCACCCACUACGACGAGACUCCUGGCCAACCAGCCCAUAGAGCCCAAGCCCGAGACACCGAAAAUCUCACCUGCACUACCACCGCGACCACCGCCACGACCCUCCACCACACCUCGACAGACGCCCGCCCUGCCUCCUCGCAAUCCCUCCGAGCGCAGCGUCCAUCGACGCGAGUCCAACGACUCCAUUUACACAGUCGCCUCAAGUGUAUCAACCCUCUCCCUGGGCUCUGUGAAGACCAACGAGACCAGCCACGGCAAUGGGUCCGUCUACCAAGUCCGCGCUCCGGCCUACGACCCAUCCAUGCUGCCUCUCCUUCCACCGAAGAAAGCGCCCGAAGACACAAGGCAGAGCAAGGCUACCUUGAAUGCGAUGAAGAGUACGAGAAACUAUGUGCCCAGUCAGGCAUUGCCACCGCAGCUCAAGACACCCGUCAGGACAGACCUGCCUGCCAGACCUUCUCUACCACCACGACAGUCUACCACUCAAGAGCGAUCUCCACAACAGCCACCUCUACCCAGCAGACCUGCCACAAAUCAUUCAAGCAUGCCCAAGGCGAACAAAACGAUCGCGCCACCGCCACGGCGCUCAGCCCUCGAAAUGGGCUUCAACAACAAAGCGCCCACACCACCACCCGUCCCCUCAACCCGCCCGCCGCCAGUAAUCUCAGACUCUGCCCCAGCAUCCAGCGCGCCACCACCUAUACCACUUGCUUCGCGGCCAGACCUGAAGGCCAUAAAGGCAUCGAAGCCAAAACCAGGAGCGCAUGCAUCCUGCCUCAAGUGUCGAGACUUUUCGGGACCCGACAACCACGCUGCCCAAUUUCCUCGGACGCAACUUCCUUCUUCAGAUGUUGGCUGGCUUGCACAACAAUUAUGCUCGCAGUUCUCGUCACCUACGGACAAAGCAAGAUCAAUCUUCACCUGGCUGCAUCACAACAUAGACUACGAUGUCUACUCUUUCUUCAACAAUACCAUUCAACCGAGCACCCCUGAGAAGACCAUUACCAGCGGCUUGGCGGUGUGUGAGGGCUAUGCUGGUCUUUUUGCUGCUUUGGCACUCAAGGCUGGGCUCCAGGCAAUGGUCAUCUCCGGUGCCUCCAAAGGUUAUGGGCACGAGCCGCUUCAGCCAGGCCAACCAAUCCCUCCUUUCAAGACGACGCAUGCAUGGAAUGCCGUCAAGAUUGACAAUGGCGAGUGGAAACUAAUAGAUGCCUGCUGGGGUGCCGGACAUGUCGGAUGUCAAAUGAAGAAUGAAGGAUACAUCCGGUCUUUCAACCCAUCCAUGUUCACCAUGGAUAAUGACGAGUUCGGCCUGAAGCAUUAUCCAAGCGAGGCGUCGCACCAAUUCCGUAAUGAUGGACGAAUCAUACCGUACGAAGAGUUCAUGACAGAAGACGUUGGUGGACGCGUUCAAACGUAUGAAUUGAACAAUCACGGCAUCGGCGAGCGCACGGUUUUCCCGGCAGAUGCCAAGAUCAAGAUCAACGACCCUCAAGCUUCGUCAGUCGUCCGCUUCCAGUUCUCCAGCAUAUGCCCACACUGGGACAAUGCUCGUCACGGCAAAGGCCCUCCCUAUGUCAUGCUGCUCAGCGUUGCCGGCCUAGACGGACGGCAACCGGGAUAUCUACCCUUCAACACCGAUGGGCGUACGUGGUGGCUUGAUGUGAAUCGUCGUGAGCUUGGUGCACCUGGACAGAAGAUCACAGUCAACGCCGUCACAGAGUUCAACAAUGAGGACGCCAGAGGUCUGAGUUAUGAGACAUGGAACAACAAGAAGGGCUACUCGUGCAAGUUUGGUUGGGUGGCUUCGUGGGAACUGGUCAAUUCCCCAGGUUCUGCAGCGUGGUCGCGGUGGAUCGCCGAUAACUUACAGGAUGAUCUGCUGUCUUCCGGUCCCUGCAUCUGUCCUGGUCUAGGCCUCGAAGGGCAAUCUGCAGCCUUGCCGUUGGUGGCGGGACUAGCGUCUUGGCAUACUGAGCGCUCGUCGAAAUGUGUAAAGAACGACAAACGAACCCUCACCACCCACCUCGAACUUGGGGGUCGCCUUUCAGAUCGACUUCUUUCUGCAAUCUGGCACGCCUGCUUGCCUCUGUGCUUUGUCAACAUGGCUUCAGACUUCGUAGGCCUGUCGGUCAUGGUCAUGCUGCAGAACCCGCCUAACACGGUUGUGUAUGGCAUGGUUGCGGCGAUCAACCCUCAGACAGCCACCCUGACGUUGCAUAAUGUGUUCUUCCCCGCCACUGGCCACCGCCUGAGCUCCUACAACCUCGAAGGGCACGCGAUCGCUGACAUCAGAAUCAACGACGCUGCGCCGCCGCCGCAACCGCACCCGCCGCGCUCUGAUCCUCCGCCGUACUCGCAGAAUCCGCCGGUUCAUGCGCAGCGAGCGCCAGCGAAUGUUGGCCACCAGGCGCCUCAGGUUGUCAAUCAGCCGUCUGCGCUGCCAGCAGGUCAUGUCACGCACCAGCAGCCUCAGCCGCCAGCGCAGACGCCGAGCUUCGUGGAUCCUGCCAUCUUGAGUGUGGGGAAGCGAUCUGUUGCUCCUUCCGCUGGCCAAGCUAUAGCAGCGCCACCUCAGGAAGCUCCUGCGACACCUAUGAAGCCUGUUGGCGGAGGACCCUCGGCGCCUCAGCCAAAGAACACUUCUUUCGCUACUCGUCCCAAGGAACGUCCUAUUCGAAAGCCAAGUGCUGCGACCCUGGAGGGCCCCUUCUCGUCGCUUGAUAUACAGGAUGCCGAGGAAGCUGACAGUGAAACGAGGGGUCCCCAGGCUUCGGUCCGCAGAGCAAGCAUCAACAAGACGCGGACAGGGAAGCCAAUGGACGACCCAAGCCCACAGAAGAACGAGGAUGGAGCCAAGAAGACUCGUAGGGGAGGCAAGUCUCGUAAGAAGGAGCUCGCUGCCCAAGAGAGGAAGAAUGGUGAAGGGUCAGCCGGUCCCGAGACGGUGAAGAAAGGCAAGGGCAACGGCUGGAGGAACACUCCUAUGCUACAAGACGCCAACCAGACACGGACACCAGGUGUGAUUGGUGGCAGAGUCGGUCUUGCCGCCGCAAACGCCUCGAACCGCAAGACACGCCGCCAGCAGGCCCUCGAGGCGACUAAUGGAUGGGCUACCGAAGAUGCAACUGAUAUUCAAGAGCUUCCAGAGUUCGACUUUCAGAGUAACCUCUCCAAGUUCGACAAGCGCACUGUGUUCAAUCAGAUUAAGAAUGAGGACACGACCGCAGACGAAGAUCGCCUGGUUAGCUUCAACAGGUUAGCUAGGCCUGGGACGCAUGGUGGCAAGAACCUGCAUCCGACGGAGAAUGUGUUGGACCGGAAGCUGAAAAGCACAACCAACACCAGUUCCGAGGACGAUUCAGACUUUGGCAGUGGCCGCAACUCGAGGCGCGCGAUGUCGCGAACGUCUGUGAAACGAGCUCCAACCCGACAAGGCAGCGGUGUCCAAGCCGAUCUCGAGAUGACAGGUUCUGGUCUUCUGGCCCGUGGCAAUCGCCCCUUCAUCAACCGUCCCUAUACCUCCUCGCACGCCACUGGUAGCCCACGACCAGGUCGCAUCGCAACACCGCCCGACUCUCCCCUUGAUGCCGCGUCCAAAGGAUGUCUCCGCCUCAUGCCCUCGAAUCGCAAAUGCUACACCAUUACUCCUGGUGGCAUGCUCGCCGUCGAAGAAGCCGCCGAAGUAGACUUUGGUCUCACCGAAGACCUGAUCGCCGAAAACUCCGGCCGCGGCAUCGCAGAAGUAGCACUCACAGCCAUCAAUCCCGGCGGCCGCCGUCUUGCCAAAGAAAACCCCAAUGCCCAACCCGUCAUUGUGGUCCUCGCCGGUAACCACCGUGGCGGCGCGCGCGCGGUGGCAGCAGCACGACACCUCUCCCAACGCGGACCCAAAGUCAUGGUCGCCCUCCUCGGUUUCGAACGAGGCGCAGACUGGGACAAGGACGUCCGACGCCAAGUCGACCUCUUCCGCAAACUAGGCGGCUCCGUUCGCGCAUGGCGCGAGACAGAAGACGCCCUCAAGCGCCUUCAAGCCCCCCCCGAACUCAUCAUCGACGCCCUCCUCGGCCGACACAAGGAAUUCGACUCCCUCGGCGACGAGGACCGCCGCACCGUCCUCACCAUCGUCGGCUGGGCGAAUAAAUCCCGUGCCGCCUGCCUCGCCGUCGAGACACCCAGUGGCGUCGGCGGCUCGACGGGCGAAGUCGCCAUCCUCGAGGGCGAGCCGUUGGAGGUGCGCGCAAAGUAUAUCGUCUGUCUGGGCGCGCCGCGCACAGGCUUGUUGAAGGCGCUGCAGAAUGGGACGGGCAGGGAUCCCGAGUGGCUCGUCUGGGUCGUGGAUGUGGGUGUCAAUAAGGCAUGGAGAAAUGCGGGUAUUGGUGGGGGUAAGGGCGUUCGGUUCGGUGAGAAUUGGGCGGUCCAGGUUCGGUAUUCGGAGGAGUGA
Molecule: messenger RNA, 4665 nt
Organism: Plenodomus lingam JN3
Lineage: Eukaryota; Fungi; Ascomycota; Dothideomycetes; Pleosporales; Leptosphaeriaceae
Source: RefSeq, a predicted model, not a curated record